GCCAGCAACAGGUAGGCGUUUGCAUACCUUUGCGCAUGGGAUUCCCGCGGGGAGAGGCGGAAGUGGACGGCUCCUCAACCUGUUCGCCUACUGAAGCCGCUCAGUUCUUUUAGGCUUGUUCCUGCGUGUGAUUUGACCAGUGAUGUCGAGGACAGUGCUGGAGUGAAACCAGCGUCUCAGUGUCCGAUCGUCACGCCUGGACUGGAGCGGAGCGAGUCUCUCACAGCUCACCAUGUUCUUCAAAGAGCGCGAGGAUGAGUUGGAGCUGCGGGUGAGGAGCAAGGAGAGCAUGGAUAAUGGCAGAGAGGCCUUGCUACCAGCAACGAGCACCUCUAAUAAGCCUGUGGUUCGAUCAUUUGACUGCAUCCUGGUCGCACAUAUAAUUGAAGAUGAGGGAGAUCAGAAAUUCAAGAAGCAGGAGGCCUACAUCAACAUGCUGAAAUCAAAGAACCUAAAAGUGUCGCAAAUCAUCCACGAAAACAAGGUAUUCUAUGGUGUCCGUGCCCCUGAGGAGAUCUUUGAGAAGUAUAAGUAUCUGCUGAAGGUGUCUGAUUCUUGUAACUGGGUCUCCAAACAGAAAGACUGUGUCCCAGAUACCAUCAGAAUCAGGAUUGUCCAUUUCAUCUUGCACCACACAUUCAUUGGGACAGGAGAGGGCCUGAGGGAUCUUGUGAGGCAAGAUGUAUUUGAAACCUUGUUUUGUCUCCAUGAGAAGAGGCAGCAGAAAUAUCUGAAGAAAAGGUGGGCAAACUGGGGGGCUUUAAGACAUGUCAUUAACCAACCUGUCAACGAUAUCAGGGAGUAUUUUGGUGAGAAGGUGGCGUUAUAUUUUCUGUGGCUGGGCUGGUACACACGCCUGCUGAUCCCUGCAGCACUCAUCGGCGUGAUUGUGUUUCUUUAUGGCUUGGCCUUCUUCAAUACAAACCCCCUCAUAAAGGAAGUCUGCGAGUCCAACGUCACAAUGUGCCCAAGAUGUUACAAACAUUGUCAGAUGUGGAAACUGUCUGACACUUGUGCUUACGCCAAGGUGAGCCAUCUGUUUGACAAUGAAGGAACUGUGGCCUUUGCGAUGUUCAUGGCUGUUUGGGCCACGCUGUUCCUGGAGCUGUGGAAGAGGCAUCGAUCCUUACACGUCUCAAAGUGGAACGUUUUUGACUGGAAUGAGGAUGAGGAGGAACUGAUCCUGGAGAUUAUAAACGACCCACACUGUAAACCCAAAGACUUUAAUCACUCAUACUUGCACAACAUUGUUGUUCUACUUCUGGUCACACUGGUGCUGGUGGUGAUCAUAGGCCUGACCCAUGCUCUGGUCAUCUGCCGGCUUGUGUCUACAAUGCUUCUGUCAGAGUGCUCCUGGGAGUUCCUACAAGAAAAUGCCAGUGUUUUAGCAAUGAUACUAGGGGCAGUUCUGCACUACUUCACCAUACUGAUCAUGACUAAGGUGAACAGGUUUGUGGCCUUGAAGCUGUGUUCUAUUGAAAAGACUCGCUCGUUUGCAGCCACUGAGAGGAGCUUCACAGUGAAGAUGUUCACCUUCCAGUUUUUCACUCUCUUCUCCUCUCUUAUCUAUGUGGCGUUCUUCCUGGGCAGGAUUAAUGGCUACCCAGGAAACUAUGUGAAAAUAGCAGAUAAAUGGAGACUGGAGGAGUGCCACCCCAGCGGCUGCCUUACUGACCUCUUCAUCCAAAUGGCCAUCAUUCUGGCCCUCAAACAAACCCUCAGCAACAUUUUUGAGUUCGCUGGGCCUUGGCUUAAGCUUUGUGUGAAGCGAACAGCAUUUAAUAAGCAGCUCAGGAAGUGCGGGAACUGUUACCGGAAGGCGUGUCGAGAGGACGGUGCUGAAAUCGAGCCAUGUGACAUCUGCAAUCUCCGUGAUUGGCUGAGGAACUACCAUCUCAAUACUGUUAAUGCCUUCAGCCUGUUUAAUGAAUUCCUGGAAAUGGUGAUACAGUUCAGUUUCACCACCAUCUUUGUGGCCGCUUUUCCCCUGGCUCCAUUACUGGCAUUGAUUAACAACAUAUUUGAGAUCCGACUAGAUGCCAUCAAGAUGCUGCGUCUGGAGCGACGUCUAGUGCCAAAGAAAACUAAUGAUAUUGGUGUGUGGACCAAAAUAUUAGAGGCGAUUGGGGUGAUGGCCGUCAUUGCUAAUGGACUAGUGAUCGGCAUCUCUUCUGAAUUUGUCCCCCGCCUGGUUUACCGCUACCGUUACGGACCAUGUGCCUAUGGGUCAUCCACUGACCUGCAGUGUAUGGCUGGCUACAUUAACUACACCCUCAGCACUGCAUAUAUGUCAGAUGAAAAAGUGCGGCAAGACUUCGAAGAUCAGAUGACGUUAAAUGGGUUCAAUGUCACUCAGUGCAGCUACAAGGACUACCGCAGUGAGGAGGACCACAGUUACACCUCACAGUACUGGCUCAUACUGGCUGCCCGGUUUGCCUUUGUUAUCUUGUUUGAGCAUGUUGUGGUGAUAUGCAAGUUCAUCGUUGCCUGGUUUGUGCCUGAUAACCCCAUCCGAGUGAAGAACGUCAGGCUACAUGAUAAACUGCGCAGGCUGAAAGAGGAACUGUGGGAAAUGAGUGCGAGAUAUGACAGCAGGUCCACAGAUGUUUAAUCAAUGAAGGACUAAUUUGACAGCUCUCAAACUCAAGCAUGGACUGUAUAUACACAGAGACUGGGUGUGUCCAGACAAGUGAUGGGGCGAUGAGAGAAGUGAAUUUAAGCCAUAAAUUACAGCUUGACUGGACGUUGGAACGUUUUGGCCAUGUUUUGUCAUUUCUAUUCGUAUAUUGACUUGUUUUACAUUUGAACUUUUACAGUGUGGUUUAAAAAAAAUUUCAGAUCCUUUUAAGACAUUUUAAAAUUAUUAUUAUUUUAAGGCCACAGUGAAGGUUGGCUUUUUUUCUUCUUUUCGCUGGACACUCAAUAAUGAACUUUAGGUGCAGUAAUUUGGAGUUUAAAGGGGAGCAGACGGGGCUACUGUGGCUGCUUCAUGUAUGCUUUGUGGCCUGCUAUGGCUUGCACAGUGAUUUGAUAGGUUUAUAGGAGAUAUUCACGUGUUUGUUUUCACUGCUCCUUGUGAAGCGAUGGUAUCUCAAGCUGAAGACUUCCAUUCUCUUUGAAUAAUCUUCCUCGUAUUUUGUUCCUGUAAGCAAGUGCAGACGCUUUGAUGUCUGUCAUUGCCUGCACAGUGGGAAGAUCACCUCUUCAUUCGAUGGACAGAUGCUAAGCUCGUCAACACUGGUAAAGUUGGUCUGGAACUAUUCCGUUGAGGAUGCUGUGCAUAUUGCCUCCACAUGGUGGCAGUAAGGCAGCAUUAAAGACUAAGAGACCAGCAAUGGAUUUCUUUUCUUCAUGCUUUGUGUAAUGUGCCAUGCUAGUGCCUUACUGGAUCUCAGCUCAGUUUGCCAUUUACAGUUUUACUUUUUACUCUGGAAGUGUCGUUUUAUUGUGCACACAUGAAGGGACAUUGAGCUUGUUUAAGUGGAAUUAAAUAACGGUUGUACUGUAUGGCUGUAUUACAAGAACUGUGAAAAUGUAAAAUCUUCUGUUCUGUUGCAUUGACAGGUUUCCAUGCAGACCUGCACAUAGCCUUGUUCUUACAAUGUUUUGGUUGUGAUUUACAAUCAGAUUUAAGGCAGUCUUUAUAGCUAUUCAUUUGAAAUAGUUCAUAAGAUUACUUAAAUCCUUUUAAAAAUUUUACAGAGAAAUCAUUUAAUAUAUGGUAUUUCAAGCGAUGAUAUCAUUUUCCUAUUAUAUAAUACUCUCAGCUAUACAUGCAGUAUACAUUCUUUUUUAUAUCUGCUUAUAAUACAGUGUGUAAAAGCAUUAUGUAAUGUGGAAAGGUAAAUCAGUAUGUAAAAGUUUGCUUGUUGCAUGGGAAUUUUGUCUUAAAGUCAACCUGAAAUCAAAACAGCUCCAUAGAAUCAAAAAGGGUUCUUUGAGCUGAAAAGCAAUUUGGUUUCCCCAAAGAGCCAUUCAGUGGAGGGUUUGGUAACACUUUACUGUAGGGCAACGUUCAUAAGGCUACAUAACAACCCUAUAAGCCUUUCAUGACAAUAUAGCCAUUUAAUAACGCUUUUUCCAAUGAGUGUCACUUGUUAUAACACUUGCUGAGGUGAAAUUGUCCUCUUGGAAUUAUGAGCUUCUAUCUGACAUUUUUGUCAAAAUUGAGUUAGUCAUAUAUUCUUAUUCUGUGACAACAUCUAAACAUUAUGUGAGGUGUUAUUUUUUUAAGUUGUAUACAUUUUUGGACUCAUUAUCUAGAAAACAAAAAAGGUCUUAAUUACAACAUAAACUAAUAAUUAAUAAUAAAUA
Molecule: messenger RNA, 4314 nt
Organism: Colossoma macropomum (tambaqui)
Lineage: Eukaryota; Metazoa; Chordata; Actinopteri; Characiformes; Serrasalmidae
Gene: ano9b
Product: anoctamin 9b
Exons: 24
Coding region: 233-2611 (792 amino acids)
Biological process (GO): chloride transmembrane transport
Cellular component (GO): plasma membrane
Molecular function (GO): chloride channel activity
Source: RefSeq, a predicted model, not a curated record